AUGCCUCCCGCGCGGAAAGGCCCUUCCAGCGGCUCGCGCUGGGUGGCCAAGGGCUCUGCGGAGGCCGCGGAGGCGAAGGAGCGAGCCAGUGUCGAGAAGGCGGCCGACGAAGGAGGAGGAUCGGCGCCAGCGGGUGUCUCCGGCGUGUGGCGCGAGCCGCGGCGCGGGAAAGACCAGCGCUCGUGGGGCGAGGAUGACCACUGGUCCUGGCAGGAGGACUACGGCCAGGAGGCCAGCCGUGGCGGCGGGAGGCAGCGGCCCCGCGCGGAGCACCCGCGGGGUGUUGGCAACCCGGGCAGCUGGGGCGAAGGCGACUCGAGCAGCUGGCGGGGCGCUCGCCCGUCCAAGGAGCCCAGCUACGGUCGCGACGCGUGGGAGUCGGACUGGCGGCGCCCGGGCGGCCGAGAGAACCGGCGACGCCAGGAGGCCGACGACCACUACUGGGCCGAGGACGAGGUGGAGCGCGUGCUUUCCUCGCUGCUCGGCAAGUGGAAGGACGGCGCCGCGGACAAGCAGCCCUCGGAGUACGAGGUGACCCACUGCGUUCUGGGCAAGAGCCUGACCGUGGAGACCUGGAGGCCCGACGGCCGGACCCUGUUCACCAAGGGCCUCAUCCGGAAGUCGCAGCUGGGUGACAGGUGGGUCAUCGCCUGGGGCCGCGACGGAGCGGACCCCACAUUCGUGCUCAGCACCUCCUCGGGGUCAAGCGGAUCCCACAGGACGCGAGCGCGGUGGGUCGCCCCGGAGGGGACCAAGAGGCCCUUCGAGUGGGUCCGCGACCCGCUGGAAGAGGCCUCCCCCGGCGUCGCCUCGGAGGGGGACCCUGCGCUGCCCUCGCGCUCUUCGCGGGAGCCAGGCGCCAACCAGGCGCACGGCGCCGGCCUCGGCGGCGAGGACGCCGCGUCGCCGCCGGCUAAGAGUUGGGCCUCCGUGGUCCGCGGCGCAGACCGCCCGCUGACCGCGCUCGCCGGCCCCGCUGGCAGGCCCGACCGGCCAAUUUCAAUAUUUUCGUUCUUAUUCUUCUGA
Prorocentrum cordatum is the source of this 1026-nucleotide messenger RNA. The record is from the annotation of a GenBank genome assembly. NCBI's taxonomy places the organism in Eukaryota, Dinophyceae, Prorocentrales, Prorocentraceae.